AUGAUAAGAACUCGAAUUGUCUGGAGAAUCGAAACGAUGGGCUGGAACUCCAGAUUGAAGAAUAGCGACAACCGUCAGGCCCUAGAGUCGACGACGCCUCUUAACACCAAGACAACGUCGUGGCUAAAAGAUCCCGGACUUCGCCCCCUCAAUUUUGGUCUCUUCUUCCUUCUGUUUGGUGAUGUUGCUCAUGGUUUCGACGGAUCUUUGAUCAACAACCUCCAACAGAUUAACAAAUGGCAAGAUGACUUUGACCACCCCCGAGCAAGUCUUCUAGGUGCCAUGAGCGCAUCGUACUGGAUCGGGAACAUCCUAGGAGUCAUCCUCAUUCCCCUUGUCGCAGAUCGCCUCGGCCGACGCAUCGCAAUCGCCACGGGUUCCGGCCUUUGCAUCGUAGGUGCAGCAAUUUGCGCAGCGACAGUGAGUCACGGAGCCUUCAUCGCUGGCCGAAUUCUUCUUGGCAUGGGAGGAGUCAUGUGCUCUUCCGUUUCAACGGUCUUGAUGACGGAGCUGGCGUACCCAUCCCACCGGGCGACGGCGACGGCAUUGAGCAGCACGACAUACAGCGUCGGGGCCAUCUUGGCCGCCUGGGUAGCCUUUGGAAGUUUCCGAAUUUCGGAUUCAUGGGCGUGGAGAACGCCGACACUGAUUCAGGCGUUUCCAUCGGCGAUGGUGCUAUGCGGACUCUUCUUCUUGCCGGAAUCGCCUCGAUGGCUUUGCAGCAAGGGCAAGGAGCAGACAGCGCUUGAUAUCCUGACAAAGUACCACGGUGCAGGGGAUGCCGACGAUGCAGUCGUCCAGCACGAAUACGCCGAGAUCAAAGAGACUAUCGAGGCGGAAAUCACGCAGAACAAGAACCCCUUCCACCUCAAGGCUCUUUUCGCAACCCCAGGCAACCGGUGGCGAUCGUUCAUCAUCAUCUGGUGCGGGAUAUGCAAGCAGUGGUCCGGGAACGGGUUGGUAUCAUAUUACCUGGGAAGCAUGCUCAAAAGCGCAGGCAUCACCAAGCAGAUCGAGACAACGUUGAUUACCGCAACAUCUCAGAUGUUCAGUUUCGCAUGUUCCUUUGCCUUCGCCUUCCUUCCGGCGCGUGUCGGCCGCCGGCCCCUCAUGCUGACAAGUAUGGCCGGAAUGUGGGUGGUAUUCGCAGUCAUCACGGCCACGUCCGGCGCCUACGUCGAGACAGGGAACCGUCACGCAAGUUACACAACCGUGGCGUUCAUCUACCUCUACAGCGGUGUGCAUAAUCUAGGCUGGACGGGCGCACAAAUGCUCUACAUUGUCGAAAUCCUUCCCUACACCAUCCGCGCCAAGGGCAUGGCCAUGUUCUCUCUUGUCGCGGGUAUUUGUGGAGCCUUCAAUACCUACGUUAAUCCUCUCGGCAUUGCAGCCAUGUCCUGGAAGUUUUACUUCUUCUAUGUUGGCUGGAUUAUUGUCCAGUUCAUUGUUGUAUACUUGUUUUUCCCUGAGGUAAGCUCUCGAUCGGUGAUCCACGUGGAGACCCGGCUCCCACAUGAGUUCAACCAGUGUGUAUUGGGGACUAAUCGCGUGAUGAUUCAGAUGCGGCCUGACCGUCCAACCUCCUUGGUUGAGCUUCCAAUCGCAUCCAGACGCCGAGACCCCUGGAAACAUGCAGCAGCCACCAAGAUCUUUGUCAAUAGAUCUGCUAUACAAUGUGUUUGGGUUGUCUGGUUCUGGAUCCAGGGCAAAUCGAUUUCAGAGUAUCGAAAGUGUGCAAGGCAGUCGCAACUUACACAGGUCGCGGCUACUAAAGAGCGGCUCCUGUGCUGCAGUAAUUCUUGA
Molecule: messenger RNA, 1803 nt
Organism: Colletotrichum tamarilloi
Lineage: Eukaryota; Fungi; Ascomycota; Sordariomycetes; Glomerellales; Glomerellaceae
Product: sugar transporter
Exons: 6
Coding region: 1-1803 (600 amino acids)
Biological process (GO): carbohydrate transport; transmembrane transport
Cellular component (GO): membrane
Molecular function (GO): carbohydrate:proton symporter activity
Source: RefSeq, a predicted model, not a curated record